CUCAGUCUCACGCAAAAAAAUAAACGCCGGUGGCUUGACUGGCCUCGUCCGGCGGCCUCACCGGCGGCGCUUUCAUUGACUAACAGUCUUGGGCGACUCGUGGCUUUGUCAAAUCGUCAGUACUGCACUACUGCUGGUUGCUUCGUCCUUCGUGGGCGAUUCGUGGUUUCGCCAUCAUCCUUGACGAUUCGCCGACGUGCAGCCACAAAGGUGGUCGGAAUUCCUUCUUUGGUGGACGACGGUGGACGGAAUCUUCUCUAGUGUUGUCUGUGAUCAACGAAGAUGGAAAACUCAAAGUUGAAGAUAGCAAUUAUACAUCCAGAUCUUGGUAUAGGAGGAGCUGAGAGAUUGAUCGUAGAUGCUGCAAUGGAAUUAUCAUCCCAUGCUGAUGUGCAUAUAUUCACAUCACAUCAUGACAGAAAUCGUUGUUUUGAAGAGACUGUUAGCGGUAUCUUUCCAGUCACUGUGUACGGAGAUUUUCUACCACGGCAUAUUUUCUAUCGACUGCAUGCUGUUUGUGCUUACCUCCGAUGCAUAUUUGUUGCACUCUGUGUUCUGAUCAUGUGGCCAUCGUUUGAUGUUAUAUUGGCUGAUCAAGUCUCCAUAGUUAUUCCAUUUUUGAAGCUUAAAAAUUCAAUUAAGGUUGUCUUUUAUUGUCAUUUUCCGGAUCUUCUGUUGGCUAAACACACUACCCUACUUAGGAAAAUAUAUCGAACGCCUAUAGAUUUUGUAGAAGAAAAGACAACUGGAAUGGCGGAUCUGAUUCUGGUAAACAGUAAGUUUACUGCAUCAACUUUUGCGAGCACUUUUAAGCAUCUAGAUGCUGGUGGAGUUCGUCCUUCAGUUCUUUACCCCGCAGUUAAUGUCGACCAGUUUGCUGAAGCUCAUGCAUCUAAAAUGAACUUUCUGUCAAUCAACCGCUUUGAGCGAAAGAAGAACAUUGAUUUGGCAAUUUCAGCAUUUGCAAGGCUUCUCACCCGUGAGGAAAUAAAUGCAAAAGACGUAACACUGACUAUUGCAGGUGGCUAUGAUAAUCGGCUGAGGGAAAACGUGGAGUACUUGAAGGAACUGAAGCUCUUAGCACAAAGGGAAGGAGUAGCUGAUCAAGUCAAUUUCAUCACAUCUUGCUCUACUAGCGAAAGGAACAUUCUUCUUUCCCAAUGUCUAUGUGUUCUUUAUACUCCACAGGACGAACACUUUGGCAUUGUACCUUUAGAGGCAAUGGCAGCCUAUAAACCAGUCAUUGCAUGUAACAGCGGAGGACCGACAGAAACUAUUAAACAUGAAGUCACAGGAUUUCUUUGUGACCCUACUCCACAUGAAUUCUCCUUGGCUAUGGAAAAGUUCAUUCAAAAUCCUAAAUUAGCAGAAAAAAUGGGUGAAGAAGCCCGUCAGCAUGUCGUGGAGUCAUUUUCUACGGAGGUUUUUGGUCAGCAUUUGAACCGAUACAUUCUUGGUGUUGCCAGAGAGAAAUGUGAUUAAGAAUACCUGAGCAGCCAUAAGUUUGGCUGAUUAUAGUUCAGUGUUGGCUUUGCCUAUAUAGAGUAUAGAGUUUACAUUCGCUGAUUCGCAGAUCUUUACCUGUAAAGUUUAGCAUUCUUUUCUAUCUCCUGUUGUUUUCAUAUGACGGUAUCUAAAUGUUUCAAAGUCAUGCUCAAUACUAAUAGCCAUGAAGAACAUUUUUUUGUUAUAA
Beta vulgaris subsp. vulgaris (sugar beet) is the source of this 1693-nucleotide messenger RNA. RefSeq lists its product as uncharacterized. NCBI's taxonomy places the organism in Eukaryota, Viridiplantae, Streptophyta, Magnoliopsida, Caryophyllales, Amaranthaceae. Gene Ontology annotation, molecular function: GDP-Man:Man(1)GlcNAc(2)-PP-Dol alpha-1,3-mannosyltransferase activity; alpha-1,3-mannosyltransferase activity. The record is from RefSeq and is a predicted model, not a curated record.